This is a messenger RNA of Homo sapiens (human), 2307 nucleotides long. It is a transcript of the gene RABEP2, whose product is annotated as rabaptin, RAB GTPase binding effector protein 2. The transcript has 13 exons. Gene Ontology annotation, cellular component: centrosome; early endosome; cytoplasm. Lineage: Eukaryota; Metazoa; Chordata; Mammalia; Primates; Hominidae. Gene Ontology annotation, molecular function: growth factor activity; GTPase activator activity. The coding region runs from base 76 to 1785 and encodes 569 amino acids. The record is from RefSeq and is marked validated. Gene Ontology annotation, biological process: endocytosis; signal transduction.
AAACAGCCGAGAGGACCCGGAAGCGGUGCGCUCCGUCACCAGGGAGUGCGGGAAUCCGCCGUUUGCGCUGAGGCAAUGGCGGCAGCUGCGCCGGUGGCCGCGGACGACGAUGAGCGGCGGCGGCGGCCGGGGGCUGCACUGGAGGACUCCCGGUCCCAGGAAGGGGCAAAUGGUGAGGCCGAGUCAGGUGAGCUCAGCCGGCUUCGGGCUGAGCUGGCAGGCGCCCUGGCAGAAAUGGAAACCAUGAAGGCUGUGGCAGAGGUGAGCGAGAGCACGAAGGCCGAGGCUGUGGCUGCGGUGCAGCGGCAGUGCCAAGAGGAGGUGGCCUCGCUGCAGGCCAUCCUGAAAGACUCCAUCAGCAGCUAUGAAGCCCAGAUCACCGCCCUGAAGCAGGAGCGACAGCAGCAGCAGCAGGACUGUGAGGAGAAGGAGCGGGAGCUGGGCCGCCUGAAGCAGCUGCUGUCCCGGGCCUACCCCCUGGACUCCCUGGAGAAGCAGAUGGAAAAGGCCCACGAGGACUCGGAGAAGCUGCGGGAGAUCGUACUGCCCAUGGAAAAGGAGAUCGAGGAGCUGAAGGCGAAGCUGCUGAGGGCCGAGGAGCUGAUUCAGGAGAUCCAGAGACGUCCCCGGCAUGCCCCUUCCCUGCACGGCUCCACGGAGUUGCUGCCCCUGUCCCGGGAUCCAUCGCCCCCGCUGGAGCCUCUGGAGGAGCUGAGCGGAGAUGGGGGUCCAGCCGCUGAGGCCUUCGCUCACAACUGCGAUGACAGCGCCUCCAUCUCCUCCUUCUCCCUUGGCGGUGGGGUCGGCAGCAGCUCCUCCCUGCCCCAAAGCCGCCAGGGCCUGAGCCCUGAACAGGAAGAGACGGCCUCGCUGGUGUCUACGGGCACCCUGGUUCCCGAGGGCAUCUACCUGCCCCCUCCUGGCUACCAGCUCGUCCCAGACACUCAGUGGGAGCAGCUGCAGACAGAGGGCCGACAGCUGCAGAAGGACCUGGAGAGCGUCAGUCGCGAGCGGGACGAGCUCCAAGAGGGCCUGAGACGGAGCAAUGAGGACUGUGCCAAGCAGAUGCAGGUGCUCCUGGCCCAGGUCCAGAACUCAGAGCAGCUGCUGCGGACCCUGCAAGGGACCGUGAGCCAGGCCCAGGAGCGGGUGCAGCUGCAGAUGGCGGAGCUGGUCACCACCCACAAGUGCCUGCACCAUGAGGUAAAGCGGUUGAAUGAGGAAAACCAAGGGCUCCGGGCCGAGCAGCUGCCAUCCUCAGCCCCCCAGGGCUCGCAGCAGGAGCAGGGCGAGGAGGAAUCACUGCCCAGCUCUGUGCCAGAGCUGCAGCAGCUGCUGUGCUGCACGCGGCAAGAGGCGAGGGCCCGGCUGCAGGCCCAGGAGCACGGGGCCGAGCGCCUGCGGAUCGAGAUCGUGACGCUGCGGGAGGCUCUGGAGGAGGAGACAGUGGCCAGGGCCAGCCUGGAGGGGCAGCUGAGGGUGCAGCGGGAGGAGACAGAGGUGCUGGAGGCCUCCCUGUGCAGCCUGAGGACAGAGAUGGAGCGGGUGCAGCAGGAACAGAGCAAGGCCCAGCUCCCAGACCUCCUCUCAGAACAGAGGGCCAAGGUGCUGCGGCUGCAGGCAGAGCUGGAGACCAGUGAGCAGGUGCAGAGGGAUUUCGUGCGACUGUCCCAGGCCCUGCAGGUGCGCCUAGAGCGGAUCCGCCAGGCUGAGACCCUGGAGCAAGUGCGCAGCAUCAUGGAUGAGGCGCCACUCACGGACGUCAGGGACAUCAAGGACACCUGAGGGGUCAGGAUAUCCCCACCCCCACCCUGGGAAAGACGCCUUUCCCCACUCCUGAACCAUGAGGCCUCGCUCUGGGGUCUUGGAUGGCUUUUCCACCGUCCCUGAGACUGGGGUUGAGGGGACUGACGGGGGCCACCACCGCCCCGCCCUCCAGCGCCUCCUCCCAGGGUGGCUGGGCCUCCUGUUCUCAGGGAUCACACCUGGGUGAGGGGCCCAAGCCCCUCCCGGAACCAAAGGUGCAGGCUCAGGCCUGCGGCUUUCUGGCUGCUGUGCUGCCUCCUGGGCUCCAGCCCUCCCCUGCCCCCAGCCCGUCCCCUGCCCAGGGCACAGCGGAGCCAUGGGGGCUGGGAGUCCCCAUCAGAGGCAGUGAGGUGGGCCCCGGCCCUGGGACAGGCAGCUGCCUUCUGGUCUGCAUGACACUAAGACGCUUGUCCACAGCGGCGACCCAGGCCUCCAAGCUUGCACAGAGGCAAGGCCAGACUUUUCCGUCGUUUAUUUUCAAUAAAUAAGCAGCUCAGCGCA